AUGUUCACAGCCGUCACGUCGGCCCUCCAAACCGUCUGGCGGGAGAUCAGCGCAGAACUCCAGCAGCUUCCACUGUCACCGCGGGCCUCCAUCUCGUCGGCGUCGGCCAGCUCGCGCCUGCUGCCGGCCCCACCGUCCCGCUCGCCAAUCAACCAGGAAUUCAUCCCCAGCCCGCACGAUGUCCAGCACACGCGGCUCCUGCUCGUGCGCGGCUUGGACCUGCCCGUCGAAAUCGUCGACAUGAUCAUCGACGCGGCGCAGUACUGGCCCGCCGUCAUCGGCACCACGACGUCUGUUGGUGGCGUGUCGUUGCGGUCGUCGUCUUCGUCGUCGUCGUGGACGUCUGGGGGCGGUGGCGGUGCGGAGAGGGGUGAGAGGGGCCCCAUGGGAAUCAACUUUGGCGGCAGCGGCGUCGUAAGGGCAAGCGACACGCGGCGGAACAAGGCCGCGCAGUUGGUCGUGGCUACCGGGGCGGUGCCGGCGGAUGAGGAUGUGGGCGGUAUGGGGAAGGGGUGGGAGGGGCUGAGGAAGAUCCGGGUCAAGAGCGUGAGGUGGCGGGUUAAGAGUAGGGAUCAGGGUUGGGUGAGCUCGGGAGCUGGGAGGAGAGGCACCUACCACGGCUCCUCCUCCUGGUUCGACGCCUGCAUCCUCCGACCCCUCCCCGCCUCCACCCCACGACCGCCGCUAGCACCAGACGUCGCAGCCCGCAUCGACCUGCUCCAGCAGCGCUUCGGCCCGCCCCCGGGAGAACCCUUCCCCACGUUCCUGGUCGGCAACCUGCUCUCGCACGACCCGGAAGACGCCCGCGACUUUCUGCGCUCGCUCGGCUGGGACUUUGUCGAGCGCGUCGAGCGCGUCGAGGUCGACGGCGAGGUCGGCGAGCGCCGCGGCGUGCUCUGGAAGCUGCAGGCCAACGUCGUCGCUUCGGCUGAGUACCACGUGCACGACGGCGAGUGGUGGAGGCGGAAUGAGCAUUGGUUUCCGGGGUGGGUGAACGACGUCGACGACGUCAACGUUGAGAUUAGGUAUUCUGUCUGA
Messenger RNA from Lasiodiplodia theobromae, 1038 nucleotides. RefSeq lists its product as uncharacterized. The coding region runs from base 1 to 1038 and encodes 345 amino acids. The transcript is spliced from 3 exons. The record is from RefSeq and is a predicted model, not a curated record. NCBI's taxonomy places the organism in Eukaryota, Fungi, Ascomycota, Dothideomycetes, Botryosphaeriales, Botryosphaeriaceae.